UCUUCCGAAGUAGGCAAAGGAUUUCUCUCUCUUAUGCGUUUACUUGCAAGUUUUCCUCUAUGAUGUGCACGCGAGUGUGCAGUGCUGCCUCCUUCAAUUCUUCCGUUUCCAGGUCAGAGAAGCAACAGCAGAAUUCAGAGAGAGAGAGAGAGGGGACGGUUAAUUUAUACUGAAUAAACUGACAAUAAAGACAGGUAUCUAGAGAGUAUGAUAUGCUAAAGAUACUUACUUUGCGAGGCAAGUAUUCUUUAUUUACAGCAGUUUCAUCACUCCCGUACUGUAUACCCUCGGUUUUGUUGCAAAACCAGUAUUGCCCUGGAGGUUAUUCUGAAAGAUCCUUGGUCAGGUUCUUGGCAUUUUAAUCACAUCAUCCAAUACAUAUUAGGAAGUAAACCGGGCUAUUGAAUAGUGGGAAUGGAGUUGAAUACCAUCAAAGAUGCAUUCGAUCGUGUUGCAAAAAAGCAAAAGUUAUCUUCUUCUAAAACACAAGAGGUAAUCGAUCAGGUUGGCCGAGAAAUUGAACAGGCACUGGCAAAAAUGCACUCCUUGCAUGACACUACUUCUCCAGCUGAUCUGAAAACCAUUCUCAAGGAACUUAACAUGAAAUUGACUGAUAUGGGCCCUCUCAAUCAGUUAGAGGGUGCACAGAAGGAGCUGAAUGUGGGACUGAGCAAAUAUGCUAAGCUUCUUGAGAAAUCGUUUAAUCCAGACAUAUCUAAGGCCUACAGAAAUGUUGACUUUGACAUACACACAGUAAAUCAAAUCAUUGCUGGCCAUUUCUACCGACUAGGCCUGUUUGACCUUGGGGAUUGUUUCAUAAAUGAAGCCAGAGAACCAGAGGGAAACUCCCUGAAAUCUUCGUUUUUGGAGAUGUAUCAGAUACUUGAGGCCAUGAAGGCUAGGAACCUUGAACCUGCCCUGAACUGGGCUACAAUUAACCGCGAGAAGCUAGCACAAAGUGGUUCGAGUCUUGAGCUGAAACUCCACCGGUUACAGUUUGUGGAGAUACUGCAGAAGGGAAGCAGGGUGGAUGCUCUCAAGUAUGCUAGAACUUUCCUUGCUCCUUUUGCCUCCCUGCAUAUGGCUGAGAUACAGAAGCUCAUGGGCUGUCUAUUGUGGGCUGGAAGGCUCGACUGCUCUCCAUAUUCUGAGUUUUUGUCUCCGACCCAUUGGGAGAAGCUGGCGGAUGAGCUGGCUCAGCAAUUCUGCAGUCUUUUGGGACAAUCCUAUGAAAGCCCUUUGAGCGUCGCAAUAGCAGCUGGGGUCCAAGGGUUGCCUACUCUGCUGAAGCUUGCAAAUGUGAUGGCAGGAAAGAUGCAGGAAUGGCAAGCGAUGAAGCAGUUGCCAGUGCCAGUGGAUUUAGGGAGGGAGUUCCAGUUUCACUCCAUCUUUGUCUGUCCAGUUUCCAGGGAUCAAGGUAGUGAAGAGAAUCCACCUAUGCUGAUGCCUUGUGGACACGUGCUCUGCAAACAGUCCAUUGUGAAGUUAUCUAAGAGUAGCACUCGCACAUUCAAGUGCCCUUACUGUCCACUCGAGGCCACAAUAGCAGGGUGUAGGCAGCUUUAUUUUUGAUGAUGGUCAACCAACCACCUGAAAAUGAAAAUGUUUAACUAUCGCGUAUGAACAGCUCUCUCGUCUGUCGACCCCUUGACGAACUGAAAGCAUGUUGUUUACAUGGCUGUGAUCGUUUAUUGGCGGUGUAGGGGUGGGUGUUUGGUGUACGAUUGUAAAUAGAUAUUCUUUCUAGAUUCAUGUGGGAAGCCCCAAAUACAUAAAUCAAGAUCCACGCAACUUAAAAGAAAUGAUGGGCAAGGCAGAUUAUCAGUGACAUUGCUGUGUUUGGUUGCAGAUUAUAUUGUCCCGCAGUGACAAGUGUAAGGUAGUGAACUUAUCCAUAAUUUAAUUCAUA
This is a messenger RNA of Telopea speciosissima, 1909 nucleotides long. RefSeq names its product protein RMD5 homolog. The record is from RefSeq and is a predicted model, not a curated record. Gene Ontology annotation, biological process: proteasome-mediated ubiquitin-dependent protein catabolic process. Lineage: Eukaryota; Viridiplantae; Streptophyta; Magnoliopsida; Proteales; Proteaceae. Gene Ontology annotation, cellular component: nucleus; GID complex; cytoplasm. The transcript is spliced from 4 exons. Gene Ontology annotation, molecular function: protein binding; ubiquitin protein ligase activity. The coding region runs from base 415 to 1572 and encodes 385 amino acids.